AUGCCAGCCCCGCGAUUGGCAUCGAAAUUAAGUCAUGUCCACCUAGACGGCCGCACCCUAGAAGGAGGUGGGCAGCUAGUCCGCAUCGCUAUCGGGCUAUCCGCCUUAACAGGACGCCCAGUUAGCAUCGACCACGUCCGCGGAAACAGACAAGGGAAAAAGGGACUGAAACGAUCCCAUGCGGCAGCAGUGAAAUUGUUAGCUGAGAUCAGCGGUAGUGAGGUCGCCGGCAGCGAGGUCGGCUCCCAGCGCCUCGAAUUCUUGCCGCACUCACCGAGGACGAGGAGCGGGCCGCUGCUCGACUUAUCGCAGGUCACCGUGAAAUCUGAAUACGAUAUCAAUAUCACGACUGCUGGUUCUAUCUUCCUCGUCUUCCAGGCUCUGUACCCGUAUCUUCUUCACGUUGGGUCUCGAACGCCUGGCUCUUUCGUGAAGGUGAAUAUCACCGGCGGGACAAACUCGAGUCAUUCUCCGUCGUAUGACUAUAUGUCGCAGGUGAUUGUGCCCAAUUUUGCUAAACUUGGGCUUCCGCCUUUGUCGGUGAUUCUGCAUAAGCGUGGCUGGUCAUCUGGACCGAUCGAUCUUGGAGCAGUGACGUUCCUUAUUCAUGUACUUGGGUCUCGACAGAGCUCAGAUAAAGGGGAGGAACAGAAUGAAUCUCCAGAGAAGAGACGGACGACUGAACCUUUUUACACCUUCCCACUGAUGAAUCUCAUGGAUCACAAACGUGGGAAAAUUACGCAAAUCGAUAUCACUGUGCUGGCACCAGAUAUUACCACCCCCAAUGCUAACCUAAGGGAUGACGACGUUGAACUUACGGCUCGUCGGUUUAUUGAGGAGAGCACACUACGCAGUCUACGUCGUGAACUACGAAAGAUGGAUCCGUCGAUAUUCAAACACUCCACUUCGUCUCCACCCGAGGAAGAUCCGCUCACUAAACAGUCAAGUCAAAAUGCACCGGUUCCCAUCAAGAUCCACACAUCAGAAUCCACGCAGCACCGCAGCCACGUGUACCUCCUUAUUGUGGCGCAUACCUCCUCAGGGUUCAGGAUAGCACACGACGUCCUCGGUAGCGUCGGAGGCAAUCGCUCAGCCAAGCCACGAAACAAAGGAAAACAGAAACAACGACCAGCCCAGGCUAAUUGUCAGAACGCGGAUAUACUCUCCGGAGCUGCAGACCUGGUGAACCGAUGUGUAAAAGGGUUCGUCGAGGAGAUCGCCAAUGCGGACCCAGACGAGAAACCCACCUCCAACAUCAAGAGAUCUUGUGUCGAUCAGUACAUGAGAGAUCAGGUCGUUGUAUUUGAGGCGCUGGGUAAAGCCUGUCGCAUUGACGGGCAUGAAGCAGAAGUUAUAGAUGGGAUCUUGGAAGACGAGCGAGCCUGGACACUACACACGAAGACUGCACAGUGGGUGUGCCGGCAGAUGUUGGAUGCGUAA
Penicillium bovifimosum is the source of this 1440-nucleotide messenger RNA. Its product is annotated as putative RNA 3'-terminal phosphate cyclase. Gene Ontology annotation, cellular component: nucleus. Lineage: Eukaryota; Fungi; Ascomycota; Eurotiomycetes; Eurotiales; Aspergillaceae. The record is from RefSeq and is a predicted model, not a curated record. The coding region runs from base 1 to 1440 and encodes 479 amino acids. The transcript has a single exon. Gene Ontology annotation, biological process: RNA processing. Gene Ontology annotation, molecular function: RNA-3'-phosphate cyclase activity.